This is a messenger RNA of Dromiciops gliroides (monito del monte), 1154 nucleotides long. It is a transcript of the gene SYNJ2BP, whose product is annotated as synaptojanin 2 binding protein. Gene Ontology annotation, molecular function: protein binding. The transcript has 4 exons. Lineage: Eukaryota; Metazoa; Chordata; Mammalia; Microbiotheria; Microbiotheriidae. The record is from RefSeq and is a predicted model, not a curated record. The coding region runs from base 149 to 586 and encodes 145 amino acids.
CUCUUCCUGUCCGGGGCGGCUGAUGAAACUGAAAGUGCUGCUGCUGCAUCUGAGGCUCUUUUUUUUUUUCACCUUCAGUCCUGUGAACACGACUGGGGGGGGAGUGAAUCCAGUCGGGGGUUGGAAAACCCUGGGCCCUGGGUAAAGCAUGAACGGAAGAGUAGAUUAUCUGGUCACGGAAGAAGAGAUCAACCUUUUCAGGGGACCCUCAGGGCUGGGCUUCAACAUCGUCGGAGGGACCGAUCAACAGUAUGUAUCCAACGACACUGGCAUCUACGUCAGCCGAAUCAAAGAGGAUGGGGCUGCGGCCCAGGAUGGGCGGCUCCAGGAGGGUGAUAAGAUCCUCUCGGUGAAUGGUCAAGACCUGAAGAAUUUGCUGCAUCAGGAUGCUGUGGACCUCUUCCGAAACGCCGGUUAUGCUGUGUCACUCAAAGUGCAACAUAGGGUCCAGGUGCAGAAUGGGCCCUUGGGUCAUCGAGGGGAAGGGGAACCGAGUGGCAUCCCUGUUGCCAUGUUGCUGGUGCCAUUGUUUGCUGUUGCCAUGGCAGCCGCCUGGGCCAUCAUGAGAUAUCGGCAGCGGCUGUGAUAAAAGUUUGUUUCCCUCCAGUGCACCCCAAUGAAGAUCUCACUUUUUCCUUCCCUCUGUUUACCCACCUAUCCACUUACGUACAGAGCCACCACAUGCUUUAAAGAGAACGAAUGGACUGGUCUGUUCUGGACUGAUGUUGGGAAGGGCUUGUCCAACUACUGAAAAGCUGUCAUUGUUGUGUUGAGGGGUGGAGGGAAGCAGGAAAUUAGUUGGCAAGCUAAAGCAGAGAGGUACUGGGUGUGGGAGAGAUGGACAUUCCACCACGAUAACCAGCAGUUCAGCCUCUGGCUUUGUCCCCCACCAGGAAAAUCCUGCCCACCCAGUCACCCUGGAUGAUAUCUUUUCUCUUGCCUGGCCUGUUUCAAGGCCAGUUGUGUGAGCUGAGAGAAAGAGAAGGGGGUUUUCUCUCUUUAUUGGUUUUACUUGGGAACUCUUUGCGGUCCUCACUUUCUUCCUAACUACAAACCUAGGUGCCUACACUGAACAAAGGAGAAUGAGGGGACCAUUUUUACCAAUGAAAAAUGUGAUGGUAAAUGCCUUAUGGAGAAUUAAAGAGACAAAGCUA